AUGGCGGGCUGGUGGCGGGAGUUCCUGCGCACCGCCGGGCGCUACCCUUGGCCCACGAACGUGCUGCUCUACGCCGCACUCUUCUCAGCCGGCGACGUGCUGCAGCAGCGGCUGCGGGGCGGCCCUGCCGACUGGAGGCAGCCGCGUCACGCGGCCACCGUGGCGGUGGCCUUCCACGCCAACUUCAACUACGUGUGGCUGCGCCUGCUGGAGCGCGCGCUGCCGGGGCGCGCGUCGCGCACCGUCCUGGCCAAGGUGAUGUGCGACCAGGCGUUCGGCGGGCCGGUGUGCGUCUCUGCCUUCUACUUCGGUAUGAGUAUUCUGCAGGAAAAGGAAGACAUAUUUUUGGACCUGAGACAGAAAUUCUGGAAUACAAAUAAGCCCAAUGCUUUGCCCAAAGGAGUUCAAGAAAUACUGGUUGGUUGA
Molecule: messenger RNA, 426 nt
Organism: Kogia breviceps (pygmy sperm whale)
Lineage: Eukaryota; Metazoa; Chordata; Mammalia; Artiodactyla; Physeteridae
Gene: MPV17L
Product: MPV17 mitochondrial inner membrane protein like
Exons: 3
Coding region: 1-426 (141 amino acids)
Biological process (GO): mitochondrial ribosome assembly; cellular response to reactive oxygen species
Cellular component (GO): cytoplasm; mitochondrion; membrane
Source: RefSeq, a predicted model, not a curated record